Molecule: messenger RNA, 2557 nt
Organism: Aedes aegypti (yellow fever mosquito)
Lineage: Eukaryota; Metazoa; Arthropoda; Insecta; Diptera; Culicidae
Product: pickpocket protein 28
Exons: 2
Coding region: 226-1641 (471 amino acids)
Biological process (GO): sodium ion transmembrane transport
Cellular component (GO): membrane
Molecular function (GO): ligand-gated sodium channel activity
Source: RefSeq, a predicted model, not a curated record
CAUUCGCAACUCUACGAGAACAUCGAUUAUCAACUUGUUCAUUUUAAAUUUACAAUACAAAAUCCAAUUGGAAUGCAAACAAACAUGUAACGAUCAACAAACCCGUCCCGGGUUGAUAACAUUAGCAAAAUGCGUCCCCAUUAGACGCGCAUUAAACUUUGUUUCGUAGUUCAGUCGCGAUUUCAUCUCGCUACGCAGUGUAACUCGGUUAUCGCCGUUCUAGAAAUGUUCAUUGCGUCCCGUUUCCAGCGUUCGAUGGAUCGCGUCCGAUCUCAGUCAGACGACUUCUUCUCACAUACGUCGGUUCACGGUUUGAAGUACCUUGCGUCCGCUUCCGGUCGACGAUCACCCAUCGAGAGAAUACUUUGGGCUGUGAUAUUCCUGGUCUCAAUUUCAACGUGUGCGAUUUUGGCACGAGAAAUCUACCGACGGUGGCAGCAAACUCCGGUUAUUGUAGGCAUCAACGAACGCAUGACCUCGAUUUGGGAGAUUCCAUUUCCUGGCAUGACUAUCUGCCCAGACCUCCCAUUGACUAAUUUUACAGUGGGCUGCGAUGGACACUGCAAAAUUACAAAAACCUUCGUGGCAGAGUCCACUUGUCACACGAUCAACUCACUUUCCAUGCAGGAAAUGUUUCAGCCGGACCUUCUGACAAAUGCUAGGAAUUACCCCUAUCUUCGUGGUAUUAAUAUAAAGUCCAACUGGGAUCUCGAUAAUGGAUACGAUAACAGCUUGAGCUUUGAAGAUAACUAUCACUCCUAUCCAAAGCGGUUUAUCCUAGGCAUGGGUGGCCAGUUUCUGGAUAUAGAUAUUAAAUAUCGCAAAAGUGAUUUCGUCAAUAUAGACGGUAAGACUCAGUUCUUCUCGAUCAUUCUACACCUCCCAAAUGAGUAUCCACAAAAGAUCAAUGGGUUUCACACGGUACCAGCUGGUCAAAGCUUCGUAUUGCACUUAUCGCCUCAAAUGAUGAUUACUUCGGAGGAACUUCGAAGCUAUCCGCCCCAUAAACGGCAAUGCUUUUACCAGGAUGAAAAACAACUCAAAUAUUUCAAACAUUACACGGAAUCUAACUGCAAACUCGAAUGGUACAAUAACCGUAGUGAACAAUGCAACUGUACAAUGUUUCCAGUCCCGAAUCAGAAGAACCGAAAGUUAUGCAGCCUUUUUGAUGACAAUGCCGAUUGUUUGAUCGAUUCUUGGCACUCUCUGACGAACCUUACUUUGGUGAACCAAAUGAAACAGCUGCAAAACUAUAAACUGGAGAAGCUAUCGGAGGAAGCUUGCAUGCCACCGUGCACUUCCAUAUACUACGAUGCCGAUAUUGCACUGUUGACUUCGAACUCCAUCAAACCCUCGGAACACUACGUCACCACUACGCUGAGAGCUCAAUUCCGAUCGCCACAGUUUGUGGCGUGGAAGCGUCGUGAGCUGUUCAGUACGACCGAUCUCAUAGCCAGCAUCGGGGGACUGGCGGGACUUUUUGUCGGCGCAAGUCUGCUGAGCAUCGUGGAGCUGAUUUAUUUCUUCAGCAUUCGACCCAUUAUCGCAGGCAAACGGCUGACGUACGAGGUUCCACCCGAAAGCGAAGAAGAUUACCGAAGAGCGGCGCAUUCGCAGCUGAUUGGAGGGAAAGGCAAUUGAAAGGAAUCGUUGCAAUGGUGGAUUUUUUUUUUUUUUUUUUAAUCUUUAUUUGAGUGUAUUUUAACGCACGAGGGCUAGUUCUACACUUACAAUGGUGGAUUGGAUUAAAUGCGUGAGUGAUAUGCUCGUAGGUGAAUAAAUUGAGUCAAAACCCCAGUCGUUCGCAAGUAUUGGUUUAUAUCAGAGUAAAAUUUCUUCCGUGUGGUACUUUAGAGCUAUAAUUUUAUAAUAUAUUGAUGCACAUUUCCAUUUGAAUAUUUCUCUACUAAAAAAUCCAAAUUGUUCUUGAGUUUGGAUUCUAGUUAUCAUUGGAUUGUAAACCAGUUUAAACUUAAGCAAUUCUUUCAAUACAAUUUUCUUCCAAUUCAUAUAGCUUCAUUUUGCAUCCAGAAAUGUACUGAUACGAAUACUAGAAAUUUUGAAAUCUGCAUGGCACACUGAAGUUGUGAUUGUAUGUUUUUGUUCGCAUCAAGUUGUUCUACUCAUACAAAACGGUUUGAAUAUAUCCCUAACAGUUAAGUGACCACAGCGCUUAUGCCGAUAUUGCAUAGCAAUUGAUAUAGCAAAAUUAUGGAUAUAUUAAAAAUAUUUUGUUGGAUUAAUAUAUCAGGAUAUCACGAUACAUAUUGAAGUUGAUGACCACAACUCAAGUAUGUUCUAGGCAUUCUAAUACUUUCAACAUUUUUUGAGACAUAAUGAAGUGCUAUGGAUAUAAAACAGAGUGUUAUAACAUAAUUCAUAAGUCUACGUUAGUUGUACAGUCAGCACCAUAAGAAACUACGAAAAUUAUACGAACGUGAAUGUAGCACUCACAAUCGUUAUUUUAUUCUUUUCUUGUUAUCUUUUUUCUCAUUCAGGAUGAUUCUGCGAGUAGGAUGAAUCGCGACAAGUUUAUCUCAAAUGGAAGCAACUCAAU